AUGGAGGAGGUGGUCAACACCCUCGGCAGCUCCGGGUUCGACGUCGACUGGUCCCCUGUGCAGCAGCUUCCCGAAGAGGAGCUGCGGCACGCCACCGUGGCCAACGCCCUCGGCAGCUCUGUCGGCUCGCGCUCCAGGUCCCCCGGGCGGCAGUCACCUGCCGAGGAGCUGCCCCCCCCCGCCCGGCGCACGGAUGCCGUGGCGCACGCCAGCCCGCUGCUGCCCUCCCCGAUCCCCUCGGCGGGCUCCUCUCCGCGGCCGGCGGCGGCGGCGCUCCCGCACGCGGAGAGCCGCCGGGCCGUGAUGCUGGGCGGCUUCCGGACGGAGGCCUUCAACGCCAUCUUCGUGGAGAAUCGCAGGGCCGAGUUCCGGAUGAACGGGCACGCGACGUACUGGAGCGCGGACGACUGGUUCCUGUACUACAGCCCGGGCACCCGCACCUGGGGCGUCGCCCGCGCCAGCCGCUUCGCGCGCGUCCGGGCUGGCCAGAGCUACGGCUCCGCGCACAGCCCCCCGAGCUACGACCUGCUGUACGACGCCCGCCUCUCGCCCCCGAUGGGCUGGAAGGAGUCGGCGCGGCAAGAGCCCUGUGAGCUUGAGGCGCCCCGGCGCCGGCCUGCAGAGCCGGGGCGUAGUGCGGGCGCGGCCAGCGCCCAGCCCGGCGGGGCCCGGCGUUGGGCGGCGGCCGCCGCGGCAGGAGGUCAGCGUGUCGCUGGACGUGCUCGACGCGCCGCCGCGGGCAGGGGGGCCCAGGGUCGCCGCGGCAGCCUCGCCGCGCGGGGCGCCAGGGGGCCGCUCCUCGCGCGGCGUGCCCGAGGCCGGCUGAGCGCCGUGGCCGGACGUGUCGGGGGGCUGCCAGGACAG
This is a messenger RNA of Prorocentrum cordatum, 864 nucleotides long. The record is from the annotation of a GenBank genome assembly. Lineage: Eukaryota; Dinophyceae; Prorocentrales; Prorocentraceae.